Messenger RNA from Caenorhabditis sp. 36 PRJEB53466, 1337 nucleotides. NCBI's taxonomy places the organism in Eukaryota, Metazoa, Nematoda, Chromadorea, Rhabditida, Rhabditidae. The record is from the annotation of a GenBank genome assembly.
AUGUGUUUCGCGAAAAAGUAAGAUAUUUUCCAAGCAUUGAAAACAUUUGAAUGCAUUCAGAGUCAAGAGGGACACUCAGUCCGCUGACAACCGGAAAUCGAACAAGAACGAGAGCCAGGACAGUUCUAUUGAAAGUUCGCACAAACCGGGAGAGAAACAAGAUCCGGCCCCUCCGCUUCCAACGCCUCUUCCACAGAAACAGAAUCCGAAGGCGAUGGUGGUGGUGAGGAGAGAAAGUGAAGAAGUUUGGAACUGAACAGUUUGCAGGUCAAGCCAUGGGUGCGGCGAACUCUGAACAUGGGAGUGCCGGCUCUGAUCGACGAGUUCAAGGGACUCGCCAAGUGGACUCCGGAGAACAUGACAACGGAGGCAUUUUCGGCAAACAAGGACAAGAACAGGUACCAGGAUGUUCCGUGUCAGGACAAGGGCCGAAUCGUACUCACCUUCCCCGGUCUCUCCUCCGAUUACAUCCACGCCAACUACCUCGGCACGGCGCACAAUCCGAAGCGCUUCAUCUGUGCCCAGGGACCACUCGAGAACACUCAGCACUCGUUCUGGGCGAUGGCUCUGCAGGAGAAGGUGGAGUGCAUCAUCAUGCUGUGCAACUGCAUCGAAAAGAUGAAAAUGAAGUGCCACCAGUAUUGGCCGAUCGAGAAGGACCAGAAGAUGACGUUCGGAACGGCGCCGAAUGCGAUCAAUGUGACGAACAUGGGCGCGAGGAGACUGGCGGGCGAGGAGACGUGCAUAAAUGUGACAACUCUCAAAGUGGAAUGGCCCGAGGGCAACCGCACUAUCCAGCACUUCCAGUGGGAGAACUGGCCGGACCGCGGAGUGCCCGCCACCAACCUCACUGCCAUCGUGAGUCGUUCCCUUCGUUCCCUCCCAUUCCACUCUUCCUUCAGAACCUGCUCUCCUCGGUUCGUGGAAAUCAGAAUCCCAUUCUCGUGCACUGCUCGGCCGGUAUCGGACGUACUGGAUCCAUCGUUUCGAUCUCCUACAUCCAGGACAAGAUGCAGGCCGGUGUACGUCAUCUAGCACUCCUAACUGAUGUCCUAAGAUCCCAAUGUUUUAGGAGAAUUGCAUGGCCAUGAACGAACUGCUCAAGGAGCUCAGAUCGCAGCGUCCAUGGUCCAUUCAGAACGAAUUGGUCAGUUUUCAUCCCCGCAACCCUUCGCUAAUCAUUUUCUUUUCAGCAGUACCUGUACGUCCACCGUGUCCUGUUGGCCUAUUUCCUGGAGCGUCACAAGGACACUUAUGGUGAACUGCUCACCGGGGACAGUGAAGCGAAGUACGCAAAAUGGAUUGAAGAUUACAAGACUGCCACUGACUCGAAAUAG